Molecule: messenger RNA, 4127 nt
Organism: Sphaeramia orbicularis (orbiculate cardinalfish)
Lineage: Eukaryota; Metazoa; Chordata; Actinopteri; Kurtiformes; Apogonidae
Gene: adam9b
Product: ADAM metallopeptidase domain 9b
Exons: 22
Coding region: 302-2767 (821 amino acids)
Biological process (GO): proteolysis
Cellular component (GO): plasma membrane
Molecular function (GO): metalloendopeptidase activity
Source: RefSeq, a predicted model, not a curated record
AAAUUUCCCUUUCCGUGAUGCAACAUCUACACAGUAGCCCACUGCAUAACACCCUACUAUUUAAGGACUGGUCUUCCUGGUGGGAAUCCUUCCUCUUCUAAUGUUGCCAGUGUCAUCGGAUCCACCUGUCUGUACCUGCAGCCGGUUGUUUACAGUGCCGCCAUACUGGAGCUCACCUGUUGUCGGAUACACACGUAAAGACACCUGAGUAACAGGAAGAAGAUCACAAAACACGAGCUUUACAUCCAGCAACAGCAGAGGCUCCGAUGGGGACGUAAUUCAAGCUUUGUAAACCACGAUCAUGAGCAAAAAAUACUCACUUUUCGCUUGUUUUUUCUUGCUUUGUUACAUUUCAGGAACUGUCAGUAAAGAUUUUUUGGAUGGAUUUAGCUCAAUUCCUUCCAAGUACUCUAUUGUUAAUCCACAAGUGAUUCGCAGAUGGUCAAGGAGCAUCGAUAGAAAUCAGUUUAAAGAUGAAAAUGAAGAUGAGACAGUUUCAUAUUCACUCAACAUAAAAGACAAAAAACACCAUCUUCAUCUGAAAAAGAACAGAGAUUUUUUACACCCUAACUUUGUUCAGUAUUCAGGCGGCAAAUCAACAUUUCCCAAACAACACGUGCACUGUUAUUACCACGGGGAGGUUGAAGGAUACCCUGACUCACUGGUGGCUCUCAGCACCUGCUCCGGCCUCAGUGGUGUGAUCUUUCUUGAAAAUGAGACCUACGGACUUGAACCGAUGCCCAAGUCUACGUCCAAUGAGCAUGUUCUGUACCUGCUGGAGGACGUCCACUCAGAGCCGGUCACCUGUGGCGUCGUCAGUGAAGUCAACGCAAAUGCAACGCAAACAAAUUCACCCUUUGAACCGGGCCAGUCGCUGACGUCACUACUGCGGAAAAAGCGCAAUUUGCCAGAAACCAGUUACAUAGAGUUGGCACUGGUUGUGGAUAACCUCAGGUAUGUGUUCAGGAAACAAAAUGAGACAGCAGUAAGAGAGGAGAUGGUUCAAAUGGCCAAUCUACUGGACGGAUAUUAUAAGCAGCUGAAUAUCCGUGUGGUGCUGGUGGGUCUGGAGGUUUUUAAGGAGAGUAAUCCUUUUAGCGUGGACGGCUCGGCGGGAGAGGUAUUAGGACGCUUUGUCAAGUGGAGGAAAGAGACACUGAUACCGAAACUCAGACAUGACAUUGGGCAGCUCAUUGUUGGCCAGCCUAAUGCGUAUGCAGGUGGUGUCUUGGGCAUGGCCUUCGUGGGUACCGUCUGCUCCGUGGCGAGCUCCGGAGGAAUCAACGUAUUCGGCAAUGGCAAUCUGAAUUAUGCCUCCACCGUGGUGGCCCAUGAGAUGGGCCAUAACCUUGGCAUGCAACAUGAUGAGGGUCGCUGCAGCUGCAGUGGAAGCUGCAUAAUGGCUCCCACUGUCAGUGGGUCCACCACAUUCAGUACAUGCAGUGGAGAUGACUUUGAGAAGCUGAUCCGUAGAGGAGAUGGUGUGUGUCUGAAAAACAUGCCCUCCCAGUCUGAUAUUGUUGGUAUUGCAAAGUGUGGCAAUGGCCUGUUGGAGGAAGGAGAGCAGUGUGACUGUGGCACACCCCAGGAAUGCACAAACAAAUGCUGUGAUGCCGCUACCUGCAGGUUUACAGCCGGUUCAGCCUGUGCAGAUGGGGGCUGCUGCAGCGACUGUCAGAUCAAAGUUGCUGGAACGCAAUGUCGAAGCUCUAUCAACACAUGUGACCUCCCAGAAUUCUGUAAUGGCCAGAGUGCGUUCUGUCCCGAGGAUUUCUACGUUAUGGAUGGUCUGACCUGUGAAAAUAACGCCGCCUACUGCUAUGAGGGCCGAUGUCAGACGUAUGAUUUCCAAUGCAGACAUCUCUUCGCACCAGAUCCAGCGACAAAGGCAGCCGAUGCUUGCUUCCAACAUGCCAAUACAAAGGGGAACUUAUUUGGAAACUGUGGAAUUACCAGCAAUGGACAGUACAUCAAAUGCGCUGUAGCGGAUGCCAUGUGUGGAAAGGUGCAGUGCACUAACGUGGACGUCAACAACCCCCCUUCCGGCGCCCAUGUCAGUAUCCAAAUAAUUAACGGGUCAUCUUGCGUUAAUGCAGACUUCAACCUCGGCACAGACGUGUUAGAUCCUGCGUAUGUAAACCCUGGCAGCCCUUGUGCUGAAGGAAAGACCUGUAUUGACUUUAAAUGUGUGGAUGCCGCCGCCCUGCUGCCUAAUCUGAAGUGUGAUGCUCAGAGCACCUGUCAUCGCCACGGGGUUUGUAACAAUAAUGGGAACUGUCACUGUGAUGACGGGUGGGCGCCACCCAGCUGUGACAGGGCGGGACGAGGAGGGAGUGUAGACAGUGGACCCGCUAUGAUAGACCACUCCCUCAGGAAUGGCCUUUUGAUCUUCUUCCUGCUCGUGCUUCCACUUUUGACUGUUACCAUCCUGCUGCUGCUCUACCUCUUCAGGAGAGAGUCCUUGGACCCCUGCCUUAAAAGAGGCCGACAUCACAAAUCCCGCACUACUGGAACAGGCAAUACAAACAUACAAACAAACAGCAACGUUCAGACACAGGCACCAAGAAUCCAGCCUCCAGUUCAGAGCCCUGCAGAGAUGUCUGGACAGCUACCGGACAACCCCGUUCCAAUCUCUGGUUUCAGGUAUGGAGAACUGGAUUACUGGAAAUACGACACCACCAUCUCACCACCAACUCCACCCACCCGUCCAAGCCAGGGCCCUGGGGUGCCCAGACCCAUCGCACCUGCACAGCCACCAAAGUACUAAUUAUUAUCCUUUCUGCGACACAUUGCUGAUGUAUGUUUGUUACAGCACAACUCAAUGUGAAGGGAGAUUUUAAGGCACUGUGGUACGACCUAUACAGUGGUGGAAAAAGGUGUUUGGACACUCCAUGCAUUUGUGAUAUAUUACAUUAAUAAUCAGUCUAUUAUGUCGUUGAACUCUACCAAGUACUGUGCCAUUCUCCAAACCUGCUUGUUCCCUUCUGCACAUGCUCCUGUUCCAUCGAGUUCAAAAGUGGAUGUUUAAGCAAGAUAAUGAAACACAUUCGUGACAUGACAUGUUGAAAAAGAUCAGUAAUUUAGUUUUGUAAUUUUGUCUGGUUAACAAUAGGCAAAAAAAUAAUAAUUUGUGUCUGAUACAGCUGCACCUCUUGAAACACAAAAAAGAUUGUUCUGCAAAUAUUGAAUAAUAAGAGUGUCUGAAAACUUUUUUUCACUACUUUAAACUACUUACCAGCACAUUUAUCAGGAAAUGGAAUAUUUGAUGUAAUAUGUGUGUGUUUAUAAAUGUCAUUUUAGAAUCAAUUAUUGGAAAUAUGUUACAUUGAAAACUUGUAUUUUAUGCUAUUAGAUUUAUUUUAUUUUAUGAAAUUCUUGAUAAUUAUGAUGAAUUACUGAUUUGUUUAAUGUGAAUUUUAAUAAAUAAUAAAUAAAUAAAUAAAAAACCGGAACACCUCACUUUAUUUAAAGUUCUGUGUCCAAUCCAACUUUAUUUGUAAAGCACUUUAAAACAACUGCAGUGGACCAAAGUGUUGUACAGAAGAAAAAUUAAAACCAAAAUAGAAGUACAAAAUACAGAAUAGAUUUACAGACAUAGAAACUGUACCAAAAAAAAAAAAAAAAUCCAUGUGCAUGUCAAAAAUAGAUAUUUUAGACUCAUUACAAUGUUUUUAAUUUAAAUUUAGACAAUUAUGGCCAAUAGCUCAAAAACUAGAAAAGGCAUGUCUCAUAAUAUUUGAAUAUUUGAUAUAUGAGUCGAUACAAUAGAAAUAUACCUAAUAUGUGUACAGAGUGUAGAGGAGCAGCAGUUCAUUGUACUGUAUGAAAAUGAAAAUGUUUUGGGAAGAGGUUAGGACGUGGACUAUGAUUUUAUGAGACAAAGAUUUAAUAUUAAGAAAAAUAAUUGUGUUUUUUGUCAAUUUGAAAUUGAAUCGUUAGAGCAUUUAUUUUUUGACUGCCCAUACACCAGGACAUUUUGGACAACAUUUCAAGACUGGACAUCUGAAAAGGACACUCAAUCGCCCAAAUUGGAAUCCAAAGACAUUAAAUUUGGAAUUAUAAUGGAAAACAGAAAAAGAGAAACUAUGUAUAACACUUUGAUUAUUAUAGCCAAACAAUUUAUACAU